CCAUCCAGCAGAUGAAUGUUGUGUCUAAAUAGCCAGCAGUUGGCAGCGCAGCUCCUCGUUCCUGUCCCAGUUUUAGCUCUGGUUUUCCGAAGGUGUUUGUCUACAGACAGUGUUUUCCCUCGGUUCCGUUCGCGUACCAUGACCGAACAAUCAGCAUUACUUCUUCGAAAACAAUUAGCAGAGCUCAACAAGAACCCAGUGGAGGGCUUUUCAGCUGGUCUGAUAGACGAUGACGACAUAUACAAGUGGGAAGUUGUGAUAAUUGGUCCACAAGAUACUCUUUUUGAAGGAGGAUUUUUCAAGGCAUACCUAACCUUUCCCUAUGAUUAUCCGCUACGGCCACCAAAGAUGAAAUUCAUCACAGAAAUUUGGCAUCCAAAUGUUGCAAAGAACGGGGACGUUUGCAUCUCAAUUCUGCACGAGCCAGGAGAAGACAAGUUUGGUUACGAAAAGCCAGAGGAGCGCUGGCUUCCGAUCCACACUGUAGAGACAAUCAUGAUCAGCGUUAUCUCCAUGCUCGCAGACCCAAACAGUGAUUCACCAGCUAACGUGGAUGCUGCGAAAGAAUGGAGGGAGGAUCCUAACGGAGAAUUCAAGAAGAAGGUGGCUCGCUGCGUAAGGAAAAGUCAAGAGAUGGCGUUUGAUUAGGGGGUCUGCUGUAAAUUCCAGGUUAAAGGAAAUGCCUUCAGCGGGAAAACUUCAGCAAAAAGGCUUUUGCACCCUUUGUUUUGCCAGUCAAAGGAUUCGGUUGGACCCCAACCACGUUUCUGUGAACGGUCUGCCAGAUGAGCCAAUUUGAGAACACUACCAGCGAAAUUAUCCUGUUUCCUACCUGGAAUUGUAUAUUUAAUUUAAUUUAUUUUUGGAAAAACAAAAAAAGAAUGAUGUAAGAUAUGUCACUACUGUAAAUGAACUUGCUUUUUUA
Xiphophorus hellerii (green swordtail) is the source of this 925-nucleotide messenger RNA. Its product is annotated as ubiquitin-conjugating enzyme E2 G1-like. NCBI's taxonomy places the organism in Eukaryota, Metazoa, Chordata, Actinopteri, Cyprinodontiformes, Poeciliidae. Bases 16 to 648 code for a protein of 210 amino acids. The record is from RefSeq and is a predicted model, not a curated record. The transcript has 6 exons.